AUGCCAAGGAGUAAACAGAAAAGCAUAGCAACAACUAAGUCAACUAAGUCCGCUGUCUCACUCCCCUCAGCCUGGGCCAACCUGGACUCCUUCAUCCCAAAUGAGGUGGCCUCUACAUUUUAUAUGAAGGCUUUGACUUUCCAUUCAACUGUGAUCCAUCUUACAACAUGGCAAAACAAUACAGAUGGGAGGAUAAAACUGAACAACACAGCUAAAAUAAAGUGUCUUCCCAGACUACACAUUGUGGAAACAGGAUGAAGCUGACCAGUGAGAAGUUGCCCAAGAACCCGUCUUAUACCUCUCUAUCCCAGGGUGGUGCUAAGAACCCAAAAUUCUUCCAAUGGAGGAAGGAAAAGACUGGUCGUUACGGCCAUGCGAAUUUGGUGGAUAAGGCAUUGCAGCUCUUGGAGGAAAGAAUAAGGAGAGGGGAUGCUAUGGCAUAUUUCCUCCGAGGCCAACUAUAUUUUGAAGAGGGAGCUUUUAAGGGAUGGUAUGAAGAAGCAUUAGAACAGUUUGAAGAAAUCAAGGAAAAAGACCAUCAAGCAACUUACCAGCUAGGAGUGAUGUAUUAUGAUGGGCUGGGGACACCUACAGACGCUGAAAAAGGAGUGGAAUAUAUGAAGAAAAUUGUUGAUUCUCCAUGUCCCAAAGCAAGACACUUAAAGUUUGCAGCUGCCUACAACCUUGGAAGAGCUUAUUAUGAAGGGAAAGGCGUCAAACGAUCAGAUGAGGAAGCGGAAAGACUAUGGCUUUUUGCUGCAGACAAUGGAAAUCCAAAAGCUAGUGUGAAGGCUCAAAGUAUCCUAGGAUUGUAUUAUUCAACAAAAGAGCCUAAAGACUUAGAAAAGGCAUUUUAUUGGCACUCAGAAGCAUGUGGCAAUGGAAAUCUGGAGUCCCAGGGUGCACUUGGACUAAUGUAUUUUUAUGGACAAGGCAUCCGCCAGGAUACUGAAGCCGCCUUGCAGUGCUUACGGGAAGCAGCAGAACGUGGAAAUGUCUAUGCUCAAGGGAAUCUCGUGGAGUAUUACUAUAAGAUGAAAUUUUUUACUAAGUGUGUUACAUUUUCCAAAAGGAUUGCUGACUACGAUGAAGUUCAUGACAUCCCCAUGAUAGCCCAGGUCACAGACUGUCUCCCAGAAUUCAUCAUCAGGGGCAUGGCCAUGGCAUCUUUCUACCAUGCCCGAUGCCUUCAGCUUGGCUUGGGUAUCACAAAGGAUGAAGCAACAGCUAAACACUACUAUUCUAAAGCUUGUCGUCUGAAUCCUGCAUUGGCAGAUGAACUUCACUGUUUACUUAUUCGUCAAAGAAUUUAGACCAUAACGCAUUUCAACAAAGAUCAUCAACCCUAACACCUCAGAAUGAUCAGAAGCCAGGCCUCACCUGGAAUGUUUUCAAGCAGCUUCUGCUGUGCCCUCUGUUUUGUUGCCUGACUUUGUUCUUCGCUUCUGAUUGUGGUCGGUGGCGCCAAUUUCCCAUUUGGCCAAAAAGCAUCCCGGAAA
Molecule: messenger RNA, 1499 nt
Organism: Zalophus californianus (California sea lion)
Lineage: Eukaryota; Metazoa; Chordata; Mammalia; Carnivora; Otariidae
Gene: LRP2BP
Product: LRP2 binding protein
Exons: 10
Coding region: 255-1313 (352 amino acids)
Molecular function (GO): protein binding
Source: RefSeq, a predicted model, not a curated record